UAAAUUGACUGGGUGGAGCUUUAAGUUGAGAUCUUCCUAACUUAGCCUGCCAGAGUGUGGUAGGACUGCAGGCUUUAGCACCACACCCAGAAAGUUUACUUAUUAAGAGUCAGAUGCAAGUGUACUUGGUGGGGAAUGGGUUCCAGGUGUGGCUCCAUUAGGUGCUGACAAGGGUCAAGAGCUGCCAAAUAUGGAGACAAGCUAUUUUAAGGCUAUAGAUCUGUGAACUUUCUUGUUUUGAGAUAGUGUCUCAAUACAUUCUGCUGGGAUUACAGUGGCAGGGUUACAGUAUACAUCACUGCACCUUGCUCCAAGUGUUUUUAGUUGUCUUUUUGAAACAGGGUUUCACUAUGUAGUUCAGGUUGGUCUUGAACUCACUUUGUAGCCCAGACUGGCCUCAAACUCAUUGUAACCCUCCUGCCUCACAUUCCCAAGUGCUGAGAUUACUGGAAUAUACCUUGUUUCUGAGCUCAGGGUCUCUGUUUUCUUCCAUUAAGGAUUUCCUAUAAGUUUCUCUCUUGAUGACUGUGUCCUAGGGGCUUUUCAUAGGUAAUCUCAUCUAACCCUCACAAUCGCCUCAAGAGACAAGUCUUUAUCAUUUCCAUUUGAGUUAAAGAAGCACCAAGAAGGCUGAUGAACUUUCCAAAGCUAUAUAGCUAGUCAGUGAGACUGUACCAUCACAUGGGAAACUUUCUGAUUAAGAUAAGGAAAUAGUACCUUUCAUUUGGGGGAAAAAAGGAAGCUUGCUUUCAUCCUAAGCCUGCAUGUACAUAUUUUUUUUUUUUGUCUUUUUGAAACAGUUCAGGUUGGCUCACUUUGUAGCUCAGGCACUGGUCUCAAACUUGCAACGAUUCUCCUGUGUCUGCCUCCCAAGUGUUGGAUUUACAGUUAUGCACCACUAUUGACCCGGCUAGUGGAUCUGAAACUUAAAAAGGAUAGGUAAAUGGCUUGCCCAAGAUCAUAUAUCCAGGGACAAUUGUAUGGAUGUCAGGAUCUCAGGACAUCAUCACUCAGGCAGAGCGCGCUGGUGAAAAUCCAGUUCUCCAGUGGCCAGGGUGCUUGUGAUCACACUGCAGGAAGGCAACUUCAGCCCCAGGCGAUGAGAUCUUGUAAGCACAGGGAGCCCCAGCUGAAGACAGUAAGACUUGUAACCUCGAUGAGGGGAUUCCUGUAGGAUCUUCCUUUUUACAGGACCCACUUAAGGGUCUUUAGGUCCACUUAAACUCAUCAGAAAACCCGGCGACGACCUCAGAUUGAAUCACCAGUGGUAGGCUGAGCAUGGUAAAAUCUGACACCUUAAGAGGUCUGUCUCAUUUGUCAAAUGAUAGUUUAAAAGGGCCAGACGAAAUAACGGGAAAUCGCUUCCUACGUUCUUUACGACGCCAAACAACUGCCUGAAUCAUCGCUACUAUAUUCGGGGAAGCUUUCUGCCUUGAGAGCGCCAGUCCCAGCCGGCCGGGUUUUGCGGGUCCUACAGGAAGCGCCCCGCGAUGCUGAGCUCUGUACACUCUAGCCACACCCCUUUGCGCGCGGCGCCUUGGUCCCGCCUACAGCGGGGUCGGCAGAUUCGCUAGGUCGGGUCCCCAAGAUUCUUCGAGCACUUCUUGGUUGAAAAUUCUCAUUAGAUUCUACGGGACUUUUGGGCUGUAGUUAUUCCUGCUGGAUAGGAAGUAGGCUGUCCCUUGAGUUGUCCUAGUAAGGCGACCUGUCCGAGUCUGCCACCUUUGACAAGACUUGGCUGACCCGGAGUUAUUUUCUUGAUUCCACCAGGGCAGGUGAAGAGAGGAAGCAGUUAAAGCCAGGGACAGUGGCGAACUUGCAGGUUUUCAAUCCUUUGGCCGCGUAAGGAAGGAGCAAGAGAGACAGGCAAGGGAGCGUGCAUCUUAACUGACUCGCCCCGCCCGCCUGACGAAUCUGCGUCUAUUCAACGCGCCACUCAAGCCUCCCGAGUUCUGGCUGGCCUCCUCCCCCUCCGCCCCGCCCCCUUCCCCUUAGGGACUAGUCGCAAGUUUCAUCGCCGCCGAUUCGUCAAGAACUCCAGACGAGAGCAGCUAGAUACCAGUGGUGAAGUCUGCCCUCCAGGGAAUGCGGCCAAUCUCCAGGUCCCCUAGGCUGCAAUUUCAGAGCCUCCCAAGGCACCGACCGAGGCAAGGUCGCUGUCCUCGGCUUCGUGGAUCUCCCGGCAGCACCCGUGGCGAAAGUGCGAAUGCAGACGCUGUGCUCGCUGGACCUCGCGCAGGUGGCGGUGGUGUUUGGUGCGCGCGCCGGGGAGGAGGUGGUGGUGGUGGGGGGGCGCCGCCGCCGCCACCGCUGCGGGGCCGGGUGUCGCGCUGCCGCCGCCGCCUCGCGCCCCUGAGGUGCCGCGCGGGUGGGGGGAGGGGGAGCCGCUCGCCGACAGCGGGUGAGUAGGGCCGCGGCGCGCGUGCGCGGAGACUGGGGGUGCAGAACGCGCCGGGGCGGGAGAGGGUAGCGGCGCGCGUUCCCUCCACCCCCCCCGCCCGAAUCCGGGGCUGAAGCCGGGUCUCGGGCUCGGUCUCGCGGUGUUUCCAACGCCCCGAAGAGGUGCCACCUCUUGGCCGAAGGAUCGGGGCGCGGGGACGGGAGCGGCGGUGUGGGAGCGGGAGCCGGGCUUGGCCCGGGCGGCUGGCCGUGUAAAUGAGCAAAGAUGGAUCAAGAAGGUGGGGGAGAUGGGCAAAAAGCCCCAAGCUUCCAGUGGCGGAACUACAAGCUCAUCGUGGAUCCUGCCUUGGACCCUGCCUUGCGCAGGCCUUCUCAAAAGGUGUACCGUUAUGACGGAAUCCACUUCAGUGUCAACGACUCCAAGUACAUACCAGUGGAAGACCUCCAAGACCCCCGUUGCCAUGUCAGGUCCAAAAACAGAGACUUUUCCCUUCCAGUCCCUAAGUUUAAGCUGGAUGAGUUCUAUAUUGGGCAGAUUCCACUGAAGGAAGUGACUUUUGCACGGCUGAAUGACAACGUGCGGGAAACCUUCCUGAAGGAUAUGUGCCGAAAGUAUGGCGAGGUGGAAGAGGUAGAGAUCCUUCUUCACCCCCGUACUCGCAAGCACCUGGGCCUGGCCCGUGUGCUCUUCACCAGCACUCGGGGUGCCAAGGAAACAGUCAAAAACCUCCACCUUACCUCCGUCAUGGGCAACAUCAUCCAUGCCCAGCUUGACAUCAAAGGACAGCAGCGAAUGAAGUACUAUGAAUUGAUUGUCAAUGGUUCCUACACCCCUCAGACUGUGCCCACUGGGGGCAAGGCCCUGAGUGAGAAGUUCCAGGGUUCUGGUGCGGCCACUGAGACGACCGAAUCCCGCCGCCGCUCAUCCUCUGACACGGCUGCCUAUCCAUCAGGCACUGCUGUGGUGGGCACCCCUGGCAAUGGCACCCCCUGCUCCCAGGACACAAGCUUCUCCAGCAGCCGACAAGAUACCCCCUCUUCCUUUGGCCAGUUUACCCCUCAGUCUUCCCAAGGAACCCCCUAUACAUCUCGGGGCAGCACCCCUUACUCUCAGGACUCUGCCUACUCUAGCAGCACCACUUCAACCUCCUUCAAGCCCCGGCGGUCAGAAAAUAGCUACCAAGAUUCCUUUUCCCGUCGUCAUUUCUCAGCAUCUUCAGUCCCCACGACUGUCUCUACAGCCAUCUCUGCCACCACUGCAGCCACUGCCGCGUCCUCCUCUUCUUCCUCCUCAUCCUCAUCUUCAUCAACGUCCUCUUCUUCCUCAUCUUCUCAAUUUCGUGGUUCUGACUCAAACUACCCAGCAUAUUAUGAAAGCUGGAAUCGCUACCAGCGUCAUGCUUCCUACCCACCACGCCGGGCAACUCGUGAGGAGCCCUCUGGUGCCCCUUUUUCUGAAAGUACUGCUGAACGCUUCCCACCCUCCUACACUUCUUACUUGCCCCCUGAGCCCAGCCGGUCCACAGACCAAGACUAUCGGCCUCCUGCCUCAGAGGCCCCGCCACCAGAACCUCCAGAACCAGGUGGAGGUGGGGGAGGUGGAGGACCCAGCCCCGAGAGAGAAGAAGCUCGGACCUCCCCCCGCGCAGCCUCCCCUACCCGUUCAGGCUCCCCAGCCCCGGAGACCACCAAUGAGAGUGUACCCUUCGCCCAGCACAGCAGCCUGGAUUCCCGGAUCGAAAUGCUGCUGAAGGAGCAGCGCUCCAAGUUUUCUUUUCUGGCCUCUGACACAGAGGAGGAGGAAGAGAACUGCAGCGCUGGCUCUGGGGCAAGAGACACUGGAAGUGAGGUGCCUUCUGGGUCAGGUCAUGGGCCUUGCACACCACCUCCGGCCCCAGCUAAUUUUGAGGAUGUGGCACCUACAGGGAGUGGGGAGCCGGGGGCUACCCGGGAGUCUCCCAAGACCAACGGACAGAACCAGGCUUCUCCAUGCUCUUCUGGAGAGGACAUGGAGAUCUCCGAUGAUGACAGGGGUGGCUCACCACCUCCAGCCCCGACACCCCCCCAGCAACCACCUCCCCCUCCUCCCCCUCCUCCUCCCCCUCCCCCCUACCUGGCUUCCCUUCCCCUUGGUUAUCCUCCUCAUCAGCCUGCCUACCUCCUCCCACCCCGACCUGAUGGGCCACCACCCCCUGAAUACCCCCCACCUCCUCCACCGCCCCCCCACAUCUAUGACUUUGUGAACUCCUUGGAACUUAUGGAUCGACUUGGGGCUCAGUGGGGAGGGAUGCCUAUGUCCUUCCAGAUGCAGACCCAGAUGUUAACUCGGCUUCACCAGCUGCGGCAGGGCAAGGGAUUGACUGCUGCCUCGGCUGGUCCUCCUGGUGGGGCUUUUGGAGAAGCCUUCCUCCCUUUCCCACCUCCACAAGAGGCAGCCUAUGGUUUGCCCUAUGCUCUGUAUACACAAGGGCAAGAAGGCCGGGGGGCAUACACUCGAGAGGCCUAUCACCUACCUUUGCCCAUGGCAGCCGAGCCCCUGCCCUCCUCCUCAGUCUCAGGAGAAGAGGCCCGGCUGCCUCCCAGGGAGGAAGCAGAGCUGGCAGAAGGCAAGGCCCUACCGUCAGCAGGCACUGUGGGCCGUGUGCUGGCUACCCUGGUUCAAGAGAUGAAGAGCAUCAUGCAGCGAGACCUCAACCGCAAGAUGGUGGAGAAUGUAGCCUUCGGGGCCUUUGAUCAGUGGUGGGAAAGCAAGGAAGAGAAGGCUAAGCCAUUCCAGAAUGCAGCCAAACAGCAAGCCAAGGAGGAGGAUAAAGAGAAGACCAAGCUGAAAGAACCAGGCAUGCUGUCCCUCGUAGACUGGGCCAAGAGUGGGGGUACCACAGGCAUCGAGGCCUUCACCUUUGGGUCAGGGCUGCGAGGGGCCCUGCGGCUGCCUUCAUUUAAGGUAAAGCGGAAAGAACCAUCAGAAAUUUCAGAGGCCAGUGAAGAAAAGCGGCCCCGACCCUCGACUCCAGCUGAGGAGGAUGAAGACGAUCCUGAGCGAGACAAGGAGGUUGGUGAGCCAGGACGGCCAGGGAGCAAGCCUCCAAAGCGAGAUGAAGAGCGAGGAAAGACCCAGGGCAAGCACCGAAAGUCCUUUGCUCUGGACAGCGAAGGGGAAGAGGCAUCCCAAGAGUCUUCCUCUGACAAGGAUGAGGAGGAGGAUGAGGAAGAUGAGGAAGACGAAGAUCGAGAAGAAGCUGUGGACACCACCAAGAAGGAGACAGAGGCAUCAGAUGGUGAGGAUGAGGAAAGCGAUGCGUCCUCCAAAUGUUCUCUGUAUGCUGACUCAGAUGGUGAAAAUGGCAGCACAUCAGACUCUGAGAGUAGUACCUCAUCUUCCUCAUCUUCCUCAUCUUCCUCUUCAUCAUCCUCUUCAUCAUCGGAGUCCUCAGAAGAGGAAGAGGAAGAGGAGCAGCCAACAACCAUUCCCUCAGCCUCACCGCCCCCCAGGGAAGUUCCAGAGCCCCUCCCGGCACCUGCCAAGGAGCCUGAGCCAGAGACUGCAGUAGGCUCCCCUGUCGUGCCUCUCCCUGAGCAAGAGAAGUCUCCGGCAAGGCCUGCAGGUCCCACUGAGGAACCACCUCCCAGUGUGCCCCAGCCUCCCUCAGAGCCACAGACUGGGCCCUCUGCUCCAUCCCCGCACCUGGAUGAACGCCCCUCUUCUCCUAUACCCCUUCUGCCACCACCCAAGAAGCGUCGAAAAACUGUCUCCUUCUCUACUGCGGAGGAAGUGCCAGCCCCAGAGCCACCCCCAGCUGCCCUCCCGCAGGCCAAGUCUCCUGGCACAGUGUCUCGAAAAGUCCCUCGAGGUGCUGAGCGGACCAUUCGCAACCUGCCCCUGGACCAUGCAUCUCUGGUCAAGAGCUGGCCCGAGGAAGUGUCCCGAGGGGGCCGCAACCGGGCUGGAGGCCGAGGCCGCUCCAUGGAGGAAGAAGAGGUUGAGCCAGGUACAGAAGUGGACCUGGCUGUACUGGCUGACCUGGCUCUGACCCCAGCCCGGCGCGGGCUGGCUGCCCUGCCUCCUGGUGACGAUUCAGAGGCCACAGAGACCUCAGAUGAAGCUGACCGCCUCUGCCCCCCACUCAACCACAUCCUCCUGGAGCACAACUAUGCCCUGGCCAUCAAACCCACACCCUCCACACCACCCCCAAGACUCCCGGAGCCAGUCCUGGCCCCUGCAGCCCUCUUCAGCUCCCCAGCAGAUGAGGUCCUGGAGGCCCCUGAGGUGGUGGUUGCUGAAGCAGAGGAGCCAAAGCCACAGCAGCAGCUGCAGGUACAGCAGGAGGAGGGGGAGGAAGAGGAGGAGGAAGAAGAGGAGUCUGAGUCCUCAGAGAGUAGCAGCAGCAGCAGCAGCAGUGAUGGGGAUGGGGCUGGCCGGAGGCGCAGCCUCCGCUCCCAUGCCCGGCGCCGUCGGCCACCACUCCCACCACCACCGCCACCACCCCCCUCCUUUGAGCCCCGUAGCGAGUUUGAGCAGAUGACCAUCCUUUAUGACAUUUGGAACUCAGGCCUAGACUUGGAAGACAUGAGCUACCUGCGGCUCACAUACGAGCGGCUGCUGCAACAGACCAGUGGGGCCGACUGGCUUAAUGAUACCCACUGGGUCCACCAUACAAUUACCAACCUGAGCACUCCCAAGCGCAAGCGGCGGCCCCAGGAUGGGCCCCGAGAACACCAGACAGGUUCUGCACGCAGCGAAGGCUAUUAUCCCAUCAGCAAGAAGGAGAAAGACAAGUACCUGGAUGUGUGCCCUGUCUCGGCCCGGCAGCUGGAAGGAGUUGACACUCAGGGGACUAACCGUGUGCUUUCCGAGCGCCGGUCUGAGCAGCGGCGGCUGCUGAGUGCCAUCGGGACCUCAGCUAUCAUGGAUAGUGAUUUGUUAAAGCUAAAUCAGCUCAAGUUCCGGAAGAAGAAGCUCCGAUUUGGCCGGAGCAGGAUCCAUGAAUGGGGUCUCUUUGCCAUGGAACCUAUUGCAGCUGACGAGAUGGUCAUCGAAUAUGUGGGUCAGAACAUUCGCCAGAUGGUGGCUGACAUGCGGGAGAAACGCUACGUGCAAGAGGGCAUCGGCAGCAGCUACCUGUUUCGGGUGGACCAUGAUACCAUCAUUGAUGCUACCAAGUGUGGAAACCUGGCGAGGUUCAUCAACCACUGCUGCACGCCCAACUGCUAUGCCAAGGUGAUAACCAUUGAGUCACAGAAGAAGAUCGUGAUUUACUCCAAGCAGCCCAUCGGUGUGGAUGAGGAGAUCACCUAUGACUAUAAAUUCCCACUGGAAGACAACAAGAUCCCAUGUCUGUGUGGCACAGAGAGCUGCCGUGGCUCCCUCAAUUGAGGUGGGGCAGGACUGGUGCCCACAGCCCUAUUUAUUCCCCCUUGGUGCCCUGAGCUCCCAGCACCCCCCAGCCUUAGUGGGUUCAGCAGAGCUCUCACACCCCCAUAUAGAAGGGUUUGGGACUCUGAACCCAGCAAGGGAGCCUCAGUCCCUUUUCUGCCUCCCUGUUGCCCCUGCCCACCCACCCACCCCUAAUUUUUUUUCUUUGCGGAGAAGAAGCUGUAAAUGUUUUGUAGCUGCCAGCAGCUGUUUCCUGUGGAAACCUGGGGUGCCGGCCUGUACAGAUCCUGUUCUUGGGGGCUACUCAGCCCUCUUGCAUUGUGUUAUGGGGAUUUCCCCUUUGCCCUGCGUGCACCCCUCCCCAGUUUAGGGGUCUCUAGGGGCAGUGGCCAUGUUCUUCCCUGGGGGGGGCCCUGUGGCCCCAUCCUGGGGACUCUGUGCCUGGAACCCUGCCUCAUCUUCUGUUCCUGCCAGACCCUGUGGGUCACCCUCCCACCCUGGUGUCUGGAGAUUCCUGCUCAGCCAGCCAGGAUGGUGGGGGGUGGGCCCUUGUUGGGCUGGAUUGUACAUAUGUUAAUAGUGCAAACAACACCACAUUUUUAUAAUUGUGAUUAAACUUUAUUGUACAAAA
This is a messenger RNA of Cavia porcellus (domestic guinea pig), 8405 nucleotides long. RefSeq names its product SET domain containing 1A, histone lysine methyltransferase (gene Setd1a). The coding region runs from base 2666 to 7774 and encodes 1702 amino acids. The record is from RefSeq and is a predicted model, not a curated record. Gene Ontology annotation, molecular function: protein binding; histone H3K4 methyltransferase activity; RNA binding. NCBI's taxonomy places the organism in Eukaryota, Metazoa, Chordata, Mammalia, Rodentia, Caviidae. The transcript has 19 exons. Gene Ontology annotation, cellular component: Set1C/COMPASS complex.